ACACAAGUGGUCUGUUGAAGAGACUGUACAGAUUGGUGCACAUACUUUUUUUUAACGAGAGUAAAGCGUAAUUCGGGUUUUGCAACUAUUUUUUUGUGGAAAUGAAAAUUUUGGUGAUCGUUCUUAGUGCAAUAGUGUCUCUAGCACUCGCGAAAAGCAGAGCCGAACGAUCAGGUGAAAUUCAAAAAAAUGGAACAGAUCAUCAAAAUGACGACAAAACCAACAUGACACACCUAUCGAAUACAGUGAAUGCAAUCACUUCACAUUUAGUCAAAAUUAUCGAAAGCGUAGGCACUUCUCAUAUGGACGACGUGCUACUUUCAGUGUACCCGCUCGAAGACGUUAUAUUGUUCAUUGGCGCUCAAUCGGACAAGUCGUUUCAAGAACAUUUAUAUUUUCUGUUUGAUAAACUUCUGGAUGUUGUGUAUUGUAUGUACGAAAGAUUGGAUGAUGCAUGGCACGGAGUGUCAUACCUGAUUGAAUCAAAAUUGAGUCAAAUAUCAGUGUUCACGUUACAAAUUGUUGAUGAAAUACGGACAUUAAGUGAACAAAGUGAAGACAAUUAUUACGAUGCCAAAUUUAUCACCGUCAAAGAGUCAGUUGUUAACCUGACAACGUCCUUAAUUGGUUUGACUUCGUUGACUACUUCAAUUGGACAACUUAUUACUACCAGGGACCGAAGUGUUUCCGUUAUAGUUGAAACUAUCACUUCACUGAUAUUAAUCCAUCAAUACGCCGUAGCAGCCGUAGCAUGUCUACUAUCCCGUGUAGUUACAUAUUCACCAAAUUUAAUACAUGCAACUGGAAUGGCCACUCUCACUAACGCACUUGUUAACUUCAUUUCGGACUUGCGAUCAGUUUUACGAAAUAAAGAGAAAGGCUCGGCCAUGACACAAUUAUUCCAUGGCGACUUACACAGCAAAUUUUCAAUACAACUCAUCGAAUCUAUGUAUGAACUUAUGAGUACCAAAAUGAUCGAUAUGAUUUACACAACUACUACGAGCCUCUUAAAUAUCAUCCAGGAACAUGCGCCAAGCGAGUUUCACAUACUGCCUGAUCUAAUCGAACAACUAACAGUGAUAUCGUUCCGAUGUGGUCAAACUGAAUUUGGUAGUUUGGACAGGUUUAUUACGUACGCAUUCGAUGGUUUGUUUGAUGUGCUUCAUCACAUAUCGUACAAAUUGGAUAAACAUAUACAGUCCAGUGCCAGCACUGGCUCGUUUCAGGAACCGUCAGAGCCGAUAGACGUAGCUGUGGCAAAUGUUAGAACCGAGGUAAAGCGUUUCAUACAUAAAUACCAACAGCUAAGCAAUUCCGAUACGGAGGAUACUGAUCUCACAACAAGCACCAGUGACUUGAUGCAGGCUUUACUUGAUCCAAUGAGGAUUCUCGUACAUAAUAAAUUGGACAAUGAUUACAGCAUAAUCCUAGCUUCCUCGUUGCAGUUUAUAGGACAGUAUGUUGUUGGGCUAAUUCUAACACCGCUCAUAUCACUUGCAAAGAGUUUAAAAACUUCCAAUGUUACCAUUAGCGAUGCUCACUCGAAUUUCAGCGCAUCAUUAUCGUUACUUUUCAUUAAAAAUCAAAUGAUUUUUGAUCUCUCGAAAACACAAAAUGAUUCGGAAGUACUAGAAAGAUUAUACGACAGUUUCGACGAUCUACUUCAGAACUUAUCUCAACUAAAGAGUGGGCUGGAAUUGGCAAGAGAAAAGAGGUAUUCUCUCGGGGUUAAUGCAUUUGUUCAAUUAGCUGUGGAACAUAAAAGUGAAAAAACAUUUUCUGGAAGUUGAGAAUUUUAUAUUUAAAAUAAAACUGAGAAAA
Bradysia coprophila is the source of this 1821-nucleotide messenger RNA. RefSeq lists its product as uncharacterized. The record is from RefSeq and is a predicted model, not a curated record. Lineage: Eukaryota; Metazoa; Arthropoda; Insecta; Diptera; Sciaridae.